Molecule: messenger RNA, 3768 nt
Organism: Spodoptera litura
Lineage: Eukaryota; Metazoa; Arthropoda; Insecta; Lepidoptera; Noctuidae
Source: RefSeq, a predicted model, not a curated record
AUGACGCUGCCGCCGCCCGCGCGCCCCGCGCACCCCGCCGCGCACCGCGCAAUGCGCUAUUACCGCAUCUGGAUCUACGCGUGCAACGGCGCGCUGUUGCUAGGGGCGCUCGCAUUCUGCGCGGCAGCGGGGCGCGCGCUCUCUGACUACCGGCGCGCGCUAGUGCCAGGCCUCGGCGUGGCUCAGCCAGGCUUCCUCUACGGAUACGCGGCGCUGCCCGCGCAGGCGGGGCUGCUGCAGCUCCUCGGUUGUCUAGCGGCAUUAAGACUCUCUGAACGAAUGCUGAAUGCCUAUUGGUUGGCACUUUUAGCACUGCUUGUUGGGGACGCCGCAAUAGGUGUUUACUGGGCGUUCAGGUUUGAACGAGUUUGCCGCGAGCUUCGGCCUCAAUUACGGCUUCGUCUCGCAAAAGAUUACGACACGGAUAUUGACUUCUCACAAGCUUGGGACCGCCUACAGAGAGAACAGCGGUGUUGCGGUGUCACAGGGCCGGCAGACUUCGCGGCUUUCAAUAGAACUACUCUCCCGGCGAGUUGUUGUCGUAUCCCAGCGCACACGACUUCAGUCACGCCGGCUCUACUGGCCGUCACAUCUGCCACUUCCCCGGCGCCGUUCACUCCCGUACAUUGUGCGCCGCACACAGCCGCCUGCUCAGAGAGACUACUAGUUUGGCUUCGACGAACUGCCGACGCGUUGUUCGUAUUAGGAUAUUGUGUUAUAGCAUUUUUAAAAUUGUGCUUCCUUGGAAUCCUCCGAUACGAAAUAAAGGAGAUGAUUCAAAAAAUUAGAAUUUUACGAAGCGAGUUGGGAGCAGGUGAAUUACUCGACGGUAGUCCUAUCCAUGGCGGACCAUUAUCACAAACGAUAAUAGUGAAUGCUGUCAAUGCAAACGGCGGAGUGCGAGCUCAUGGUGGUAGCCCUGAACGCGCGGGAGAGCGCGAGGCACUACUGGGGCGAGCGUCAGAGCCGUGCCCGCGGCGGAGCAUACACGACGAACCGUUAGGUCCCAAGACGAUAAAUGGAAACAACAACUGUGAGAUGCGGGAGCUGGCUCGAGGUGACUACAGGCCACUGGCGGCAGACAGUGCAGCGACUCGGAUCUGACUAAGAUGUUACUUGGAGCGGCUGUUCGGGCGGCGCUGGCGCUCGUUCCCGGCGGCGGGCUGCGAGCUGGAGCCGCCGCUGGGCCGCGUGCCGCCCGGCUGCGUGCGCCGUCCCGCGGGCGCGCGCGUGCGGCUCGACCACCGCCGUCACACCCGCUCCGAAUUUGAGUUGUAAGUUAAAGCCUACGACACGAUAAGUCGUUGCAUUACGUCGUGACUAUCGUAUUUGUUGGCGCAGUCAAUUGUGAGUACCGAUGUUAUCGGUAGGACUAAAUUGUAUUAUGUUUAUAGUGGUAGCGUUGUAAACUGACCCAACGAUGCAAGUGAGUGUAAGUGAUGACGUUCCGAACAUUUUGGACUUGUGAGACAUGAACUGAACAUGGUGAACAUUAUGAACGUGCAUCGGAAGAGAAUUAUUGUGUAAUUUAGACAAAGUGAAUCAAUUUUCGAGCAAAGCUUGUGUUAUGUUCCUAAAUUUGGCCGUUAAUUAUAUUCGUUUUGUAGGUGCAUAGGACACACCGAUGUUUUACUUUACGGUCCCUAGGAAGAUAGAUAGAUACUCGAGGUAUCGUGACAUCGUGACGCGUACAGCAUGUGAGGAAAUGCAGUCUCCGGGCAAACAAUAUGACGCAUACUAUAGCUACUAGGAGAGCGCAGUAAAUCCAUCCUACAAAUAUUGUAUCUGUAUACUCGACUACGAUUUUAAUAUUUAUAGCAGUAAAAUAACGGGAAUCAACCAAUAUAAGAUUAAUUAUGAUGAUUGUUUAGCACUAAGACAUAACAGUUUUUGAUUGUAUACCAAUAGAUUUAUGGACAUAAUUAUUAUAAUAUGUAUUUUACAAAUUUUCAUGUCAUUUUACUCAUUAUCUUCAAUUAAAAUUGUAUGUAUUUGUUAAAUAUAUUGCCAUAGUGUGUAAUACCAAUGACAACGCGUUCAGUUUAGUGGUUUUUGCCCGCAUGCUCAUAGUUACCACUGAGCAUGGCGAUAAAUUAGAUAUAAAUAUACCUACUUAUUAAAUUAUAGAUUUAUCAUUUGAUUUGGUAGCUGAAUAUAGAGUCGGCAAAAACUUCUUCUCUUGAAUGCUUGUCAUACAUUUUGAUAUACCUAUUCGUAAUGGAUUGUAAAUCGAAAGGUUCGCUUGCACGGAACUUGUACCUACGCUGUCACUUGAGUUAUUUUCCUUAGGUCGUAACAUUUGUAUAAUAGAAGUGUUAGUUUAUUCUAAGUAUGUCUACCUGUUCAUCCCUUGCACGACUACCCCGACUAGUUGAGUUCAGUCCGCUUUCCUUACAUGAGUCGGACAAGCGUGAGCCGCGACCUUCCUCGCUCAUCGUCUAUUUAUCUAGUUCUCAUAAUCAUACCUAAUGUUGUCGGUAAAUGUAAAUAAUAAACAAAAUUUGUACAUGUGUAGUAUGCGAGUAAUUGUGCAUGGACAGAUUGACAAAAUACAUAGUACUGAUAUGAGCUUAAACGACGUAGUGCCUACAAUUAUAUGCUUGUAAACAGUAUAAAGUGAACGAAUACACUGUUAAUGACAUUUUAGUUUACGGCAGAAGAAUUUAAAAUGUUUCGUAAGUACCACAUUUUAUGAUUGUCUUGACAGAAUACAGACGUUUUGCUAAAAGUUUAAAGAGAUCGCGCUAUGAGUCUAGACUGCGCAUAAAAUAUUACAAUAAUCUCAUGGUGUAAGGAAUUAGGUAAAUUUAUUAAUGGCUGUGUCAAAUAUAGGUAAAACCUAUCGACGGCGUGUGUAGGAGUCACGAUCCGAUAGCUGCCGUGCACGGUGGAGCGAGUCUGAGCGGCCCGACCUGCGUUCGACGGUUCGACCACGUUACACGUACCUACAUUCAUACAUAUUUGUACUUUUACGAACUAACUUUAUAGAUAUAUUGUAAUGACGAGUACGAAGUUAUGUUCGCUUAGAGUAGGUAUAAUAUUUUGUGAAUUUAUGCAGAAACAUAGUUUUUUAAUAUUGUUGUCACAUGAAUGUACCAAUCUUAUAAAAAUUUGUACCUAUAUUCGGAAAGUUGAAUAAUUUGUAGCUAGGAUCCAAUCUAAAUCCUGCAUUUCUUCCAAAAAACGGUAAAAAUAACAUGUGCCUUGGCUUAUAAAAUGUAUAACUGACGUUAUGUUUAUUGUAAAUUAAUGAAUAUAAAGUAAACACGAGCUCGUGUCUGAUGUGCUGCCUACACCUUCCGACAUACUCGUUCGUACGUACACUGUACUCGGGCUGUACUCUCGAUUCUCUUACUACGUCUUGUUGUUUAACUCGAACGCUCACUUCAACUCAACGUUUCCUUGUUUCACUCUCUGCUAAGUUUGUUAUUGUUUAGUUACUAGAUUUUUUCUAUUUACAAGUAUACACAUAGAAUAAUUAAAUACACAAAUGUACAGAAAACGUAAAUGUCUACGAAUAAAGUAUCAAUUUAUUAUUGUGUGAGAUCUGUUCCGAUGGGAUCUGGGUAUUAAUAUUAACAUAUGAAUGGUGUACACUGUACGUAAUCUUUUGAAUUCUCUACUGUCACUAUGUUUUGAAUGUUUUCCUCGUUCAGUGUGUUUCAUUAUUAUAGUAGAGUUGUUACAACUUUCCGAAGGUACGCACUAGGCGACUGAGAGCUAAUAUUAUCAUAAUAAAUGCAUUAAAUAAAGAGUUUGUUAAAAUGU